Molecule: messenger RNA, 1695 nt
Organism: Selaginella moellendorffii
Lineage: Eukaryota; Viridiplantae; Streptophyta; Lycopodiopsida; Selaginellales; Selaginellaceae
Product: O-fucosyltransferase 1
Exons: 4
Coding region: 1009-1650 (213 amino acids)
Cellular component (GO): endosome; cytoplasm; trans-Golgi network
Source: RefSeq, a predicted model, not a curated record
CUAUGGGGGCAGGGUCUGAGAAAUCCGAGGUAAGCAGGAUGGAUCUCACGCUCGAUCUUCCAUCUCGGCGAGGAGCUAGCUGGCUAGUGAUUGGGACAAUGCCCGUGCCCCGGUCGAUCUGUGUGCGUCAAGACCGCCAUGGAGGAGUUUGUGAUCCGGAAUUUGCAACAGCAGGACCGCCUCGUGAUCGGCCGAGCCCAAAGUCAAGAGGAUGAUACACGCCGGUCGAGCUGCGGCAAUCAGUGCAGUGAGCCCCGGAGGAACUGAGAUCCGUCCGGGCUAAAGGCCGGAGUCGAUUUUCUCCACGCAAGAACAGGAACCCCGUGUCGAGCAUCAUGCUUCUCUCGGACGGGAAGGACAAUGCGAAGUUCUUCCGGUGACAGUGGUAGCGAGGGCGUUCCAGUGCACCCUUUUGGAUUUGGAUCCCGAGGCCAUGCUGAGCAUCGCCCAGGCCACCGACGGUAGCCGUCCAGCACGCGUUGGUGGCACAGGAAGUGGAGGUCUGUGAUUGAAGUGGUGCCAGCAUGAAGGGAUUUUCUGGUCGAUUGUCCAUCUCGCAAUUGCGGCUCAUCGUUCACUCGCAUGUAAGCAUUCGUCACCAUUUCCUUUUAUACUUGUUUGUCUCCUUUUUUUGUUCUCUUUUUCUGGCAGCUUCUUCUUCUGGCUGGAGGCCGCGUAAGUAAUUGUCGAGUGUUUUUCUCAUAUCUUGCUCUUCUUCCUAUGUAACUUAGUGAACUAUCUUGCAGCCACUCCCAAGGAAGGCAAUGGCGAUCUCGUCGUUCGUUACAAUGUGUGGCUCUGCAGAUUUGCAAUGCAGUUUUGGCAGCGAGGAUAAUGAAUGCAAUGCCUGUGUUGCCGGAGUAGGAUACUCUCUGUGGAACGAUAAAAGACGUCAAGAGUCGUUUCAAACCGGACGUGAUGCAGCAGGCUCCGCGCUGAAGGCCACUUCAUGUCGAUCCACCUCCCUGGGUGCCUCGCCAUCUUCAAACCGGAAGAACAGGAGAUACUAUGAAAGUACCGCGAGCAAAACUUUGCCAAGAAGCGCCUCGUCUACAACGAGAGGCGCUUGAUCGGGAACUGUCCCUUGACACCGGAAGAAGUAGGUUCAUCCUCCAGGCAAUGGGCCUCGACAACUCGACGCGCCUCUACCUCGCAGCGGGCGACAUCUUUCGAGGCGAGACGUUCAUGCAGCCACUGUAUCCUCACCUAGAGAAUCGCACCACCGUCGCUGCUCCGGAGGGGCUGGAAGCUGUUCAGGCCGAGGGGGCUGAGACCGGCGGUGGACUACAUGGUGUGCUUGCUCUCGGACGUCUUCAUGCCAACUUACGCCGGUUCUUAGCAACUUUGCUCCUGGGCCACAGGCUUUACUACGGCUUCCGGGCGUCCAUCCAGCCCAACAGGAAGGCUCUGGCACCGAUCUUUAUGGCUCGCGAGAGUGGUGGCGGCGGCGGCGACGCUAACUUCGAGGCCAUGGUGAGAGGCGAGGUCUUCCCGCCGGGUGAAUCCCGAGUCGUCUUCACGAAUCGCUGGCCGGAGUGCUUCUCGGGCGAGAGGUGCCCAGCGACUACCAGCAUGAACGCCAGGGCUUUGGAGGAAGGUGGCGACGGGCCCUUCGGGUGGAAGGAUCGAAUAAUUCAUCUAUCUUGUUAGUUUAUAAUGAAAGAACAUAGGCAAAUGAACAACCGCGUUGCUUCA